This is a messenger RNA of Rhizophagus irregularis DAOM 181602=DAOM 197198, 1263 nucleotides long. The record is from RefSeq and is a predicted model, not a curated record. NCBI's taxonomy places the organism in Eukaryota, Fungi, Glomeromycota, Glomeromycetes, Glomerales, Glomeraceae.
AUGGCGUAUAUUGUCUUUCAAGAAAUAUUUUUGGAUGAAAUAUAUAAGGGAAAUGUAGAAAGAACACCUACCCGAAAAGUCUUAAAAGAAACUCAGAAGAUAUCUAACGUAACUACUGAUAAUUCCAGGAGAAAAGUUAGCGAAGCAGACAAAAUUGCUUUGAAGUUGGGCUCUAAUUCUAAAGUCACAAAGCGAAAGAAAAAAAAUCCCAUUACGCUUGAACCUAUUGUUAUCGUUGAUGCAGAUCAAACAGAACAAUGUAAUACUGCAAUGCAAGUUGAAAUGGAUUGUGAAGUUGCAGAUAUUAAUGUAGGACGAAUAUCAAACAAGACUAAUGGUUUAAAAAACUGUUUAACUCAAAAUAAAGAAAUAUUUCAAGUAAUUUAUGAUGUUAAAAACGAGCAAAAGGAAUUUUAUAAGAAAACUCGUGAACAAUUAAAUGAACUAUUGGAAAAAGUUGACCAAUUAAUGAUUCCUGAAAACUCUUAUUGGAAGAAUUUAGCGUCAAAAACUUGUAAAAUUCAAUUACCCAUUCUUGGGAUUUAUUCAGACGGUAUUGCAUUUCAAAAAGCAUUUGAGGCUAUGCUUGAACAAGAAAAACCUGGAUACAUUGAGAAGCAUGGACCUCAAUGGAUGCAUAUUUAUGAAGGACGAAUUAAACCUUUGUGUAAUGAUAUAAUUAAAAGUCUGUGUUGUGAUAAAGUCAAAGAUAUUUGUGCCUCCAUGUUUGACAUAUUUGGUGAAGAUUGGCUAGUUCGUAUAAAUACUACUGCAUCAGCUGAUGAUAUUUUUUCAUUUAAACAAUUAUGUAAAACCAAAAAAGCAUUUGAAUGCUUAUUUAAAACUGAUGAAGAGGGAAACCUUUUAUAUAUUCAAGCAAUAAAGAAUAAGGCAUGGGGUAAAAAGAAAACAAGUGAAAAGGAUACGGCUUUUACCCUAGCUGUAUGUGAAACUGUUUUAAAUCCGAAACAUCCGAAAAUAUCUAUUGGUGAUAAUUCUUUGCUAAAUAGAUAUAAUAUUUAUUUGGAUUGUCUUUCUAAUUCAAAGGAGAUAACCGCAAAUACUACUAAACAAAUUAGACUUAUGGAACUAUGUAAAGAAAAUGAUAGUGAUACUAGUAGCAACAAUAGCGGUGAUAGUGAGAGUAAUUAUGAUCAAGAAUUGGAGGAUAAUCAAGAAUUGGGGGAUAAUCAAGAAUUGGGGGAUAAUCAAGAAUUAGAAAAUAAUUAUAAUCAUGAUAGUAAUCAAGAAUUAGAUAGUUAA